Messenger RNA from Eimeria mitis, 369 nucleotides. RefSeq lists its product as uncharacterized. Lineage: Eukaryota; Apicomplexa; Conoidasida; Eucoccidiorida; Eimeriidae. The record is from RefSeq and is a predicted model, not a curated record. The coding region runs from base 1 to 369 and encodes 122 amino acids. The transcript has 3 exons.
AUGCCGCUAUUGAGCUAUGGCAGCUUCUCGACUAUUGCCUUCUGUGACGCAACCUCUCAACGCCACGAAGAGAUUCCUUUCCACGUGCUCUACGUCCACACUGAUUGCUCUAGCGACUCAGGUUGUCCAGAGGGUGGCCAGGCACCGGCGGGGAUGGUUGAGCCCGUUCGAGAGCAGCAACAGCGAGGUCAGCAGCAGCCGCAGCAGCACCCGGAGCCGCUGCUCGAGCAGCAGAAGCACCAGGAACAGCCGCUCAAGCAACAGCAAACCAUAUCCAGCACCAGAGGAGCACGAUGCCCUUGUACCGGCACAGCAGCAGCAGUUGGUUGCCGCGGUGGAGGGUUGGAGGAUGUACUGCACGGCAAGUAG